CUAAUUUCAGACUUCACUAUUCUAUAUUGCAUGCUGAUAAUUUAAAGUCAGCUGAACUGUUGCGAAAUUCCACAAAAUAUAAACUAUAUUCUAGAUUAUGCUAGGGACCCAAAUUUUCUUAGUAAAACAAUAUACUACAUGCAAGCUUCAAUCCCAUUUUUGAAGUUUAAAAAUUUUACGGCUAAAUUUUAUAUACAUAGAUGUAGGUCUUUGGUUAUUCGGGUUUUCGCGAAUUCCUCAGAAAACCUAUUAUUCGCGAAAACCUCAGAAAACAGAUACAUAGAUAUAUAUACGGAAAAUAAGCCUCAAAAGACAUAGUGUAAGAACACCGACUAUAUUUUGAAUAUUUUUUUUUAAUGAAAAAGAACAGCCUGCCAAAAAAGAAAACAAACCCUUUCAAUGUCUCAAUGUUGUAGAGGAAAAUCCUCUUAGUGAAGCAAAUGAGAUUUCUUUCAGCAAUAUUUUCUUUCAUUUAUCAUGGGUUUAGGCAAAGAGGGUUUUUCUACCCUACAAGCAUGACAUUAGAGAAGUUCAAGACAUUUAACAUUUUCAGGUAAAAAAGUUAUCUUGAAUCUAGAUAACUGUUGGGGUAGUUAUUUUUAAUUCAUUUGAUUUUCAAAGCCUUGAUUUACAAACUGUCAGUUACAUCUUUUAUUCCUUACACAGCAAAAUUUAUAUUUAUGUUGCUUUGCUUCAUGUUUUCUAAUGAAGUACUGGAAUCCCUUGCCUGCAAUCAAAUUCUAAUAAUAAUAACAACUUGUCUUUUUCAUUCUGCUGGCACUUUGCAGUGCUGAUAUAAUGAAGUCUGAAGUUUUUGUAAACAUCAAUUGUACAUAUUUUAUAAAUCUUCUAGAUACAAAUUAAAAUUUCUCUGGAAGGGAAAAGUUAUUAGUUUUUAUUUCUAGCCUUCCAGACUUUCUCAAGAGAUUACAGUCACUAUCAAUCUGUAGAGUAAAAUAAUCUUUAGCAAUAGCACUUAGACUUAUAUAUUGCUUCACAGUGCUUUACAGCCCCCUCUAAGCAAUUUACAAGAAUCAGCAUAUUGUUCCCAACAAUCUGGGUCCUCCUUUUACUGACCUCAGAAGGAUGGAAGGUUGAGUCAACCCUGAGCUGGUGAGAAUUGAAUUGCCGAAUUGCUUGCAGGCAGCAGGCAGCAGAAGUAGCCUGCAGUUCUGCAUUCUAACCACUGCACCACUAUGCAGUGUCCAUUUGAAGAAAAAAAGAUUCCUUUAUACCAGCAGUCUCCAACCUUGGGUGUAGAGACUUCCAGUAUUUCAGUAUGUCUUCAUUCAGACCACACAAUCUCUAGAUCAGUGGUUCUCAACCUUUAUAGUGCUGCGACCCUUUUAAUACAAUUCCCCACGAUGUGGCGACCCCUUUAAUACAAUUCCCCACGAUGUGGCAACCCCUUUAAUACAAUUCCCCACGAUGUGGCGACCCCAACCAUAAAAUUAUUUUCGUUUUGAAUUUAUUGCGCCUGAAGCCGUAUUGGCUAGCGAUCUGAACUGCUUGCGAUUGCCUUGAGGACGGAGGCAUUAAAGCGGAGACUCCUCCCCUAUUAAGUUUAUCGCGCCUGAAGCCAGAUUAGGCUAGCGAUUGGGAGUGAUUGCAGCUGGCUUGAGAGGAAAACAUCAGAGCAAAGAUUUCUCUCUUUUUUAAUUCAUCGCGCCUGAAGCCGAAUUCGGCUAGCGAUUUGAACAGCCUGCAGCUGGCUUGUGGAGUCAACUAUUGGAGCACGAUUCUUCGACUCGCAAGUCGAAGUAUACUUCCGACUCGCAAGUCGCAAGUAUACUUCCCAUAUUUCCGAUGGUAUUAGGCGACCCCUGGAAAAUUGUCAUUCGACCCCCAACGGGGUCCCGACCCACAGGUUGAGAACCGCUGCUCUAGAUUCUGCUCAGUAGAGCUCAAUAACAUUACUUGGUCAGACAGGGGCAAAGAUAUACACUGAGAUCAGCAGUGUAUUGAUGAAACUAUAUUCUUUGUUGAUGGAUGACCCUUCCCAGCAGUAUGUAGAAGUUAAACAAACAAAAAAAAAUAGAGCUAAGAAGCACCACAUUCAUGUAUGUCUCCGUGUACGUGCACACAGGACUUGAAAAGACAUGUAGAAGAUGUCUCUAGUGCUAUAUUGUAGGAGAAACAAAAACUAUCCAGUGCUACCUUCUAGAAUUUAUGAAAGAAUGGAGCCACCAUUAUAUUGUAAUGUCCCAAUGCUGUCUGGCAAUCCUGAAAAUUAACCUUAUUUGAGGUUUGAACAAACUGCUCAAAACAACAAAUUAGUGGUGAUGCUACAUUGAAACAGAUGUAGGAUGCAAGGGAAGGUUACAGUUUUAAAAUGUUUAUAGGGAAUAUGACAGUGACAAGGAAUGCCAUUUCAGUUGCUGAAAGGGUCUACCAAAAUUACAAAUUAAGCCCUUUAGAUUCGUAACAUGUCUAUUUCAGACUGUUUUAAAAACUUUAACUCCCCCCCUAGCAAUUUGCCAAUGAAUUUUAGCAUCUGUGUUUUCAUGUCACACCUGGACUCCGCCCGUAAGAUGAAAUAGCCCAUAUCAACCAGAGGAACUGGGCUUUGAUAAUCUAUUCUUCAAUCAACAUCUCAACUCUGAAUGAUAUAUUUGAAAUCACUUAGAAACUGCUUGAUAUAGAGAAGUUUAACUUUGUUUAACUUUGCCUGAUAUAAGAAGAUCCCAUAUAUUUUGAUAUAGAGGUACCUAUUAAGUGCCUUCCAAACAGAUCACAAUGACUCAAGUGUUUUCUUCUUCCUUAUAGAUCAAGAAAUAAAAGGGUUGGCUUUUUGUUUUUGUUUUGCUGCUCUGACGUAAAGAGUUUCACAGGAGCUCUGAUCAGAUGCAUCAGAAACAGAUCACUAUCAUGCAACAGGCUCCAAGACAAAUGUUGUCCUACAUAAGCACUGUAUUUCCUAGUUAUCUUCUACAACUGUUUAUUUGAGAAUCUCUCUUUUAUGGUCCCUUUAACUGACAAGGAAAAUCUUAACUACUAAAGAGUUUAGCUGAGAUUAGGGGGAUGCUAAAUCAUAUUUUGCUGAAUAAGCAAAAUAUACAGAUGGGCAAUUUUAUUAGGAUGACAUUUAGCAUUUGAGGGAGAUAAGAGUAAUGCAACUAUGCAAAAGAGGAAGAACAAGAUAUUUGUUUCAUUAUUUCUAUUUGUGGGGAACGGAAGGGGAACUUUUAACUUGCCACCAGUUUUUGUUGCCAAAUUCAAUCGUGUAGUUAAAAUACAUUGGAAAGGCAGUGGUUCAGGGGUUUUUUGUCUGGCCAUUGCAAUUUGCUUAUCUUACUAAAAAUCAUAGUUUAUAAAUCAAAACGCAUGAAUUAAGAUUAUAAUGCAAUAUUAUGGGGAGAUAAAAUCAUAGCUGUGGGCGAUGUGAUUAAGAAAAAUUAAAUUACCCCAUUCAGAUAGGCUUAAACCAAAAAUCAAUCCAAACCAGUUUCAGUACUGAUACAUUGUACCAAUUUUUGCGCUGCCUUUCGGCCAAAAUCGGUACAGUUCAGCACGGGAAAGGCGGGCCCAGGAAACCGUUUCGACCGCUUUCUUGCCUAGGCUCCCUUGUUUUCCACUCCUCCCGAUCGCGGUCUCCGAUAAAAAGCAAGUUCCCCGCUUCAUUAGCGGUUGCCGAAAAUAACGAAGAAAAAAAAAACUUCCUUCCCCCAUGAGGUCCGGAAGAGCGGCUGCACAGUGUCCCCAGCGGCUGUUGAGCGAAGGCAGCCUUGGCACCUGAGGCCGCUGCUUUCGUUCUCCAGCCUCCCAGCCAAGGUCCUUCUCACCCCGCCUCUCACACUGGGGGGCCGCGCUUCGGUUUGCCCGCGCUGUGACGUCCCUUCGAAUAAGCAACUCCAAGCGGGUUAAUUCCCUGCGGAGGACCCCGGCGGAGUAAAAGUGCCGCAAUUUAAGCGUCUCGUCUUAUAUAUAUAUAUAAUUUAUAUAAAUAUAUAUAUAUAUAUAUAUUCCGGUUGAAGAAGCGCGAGAGAAAAGCGCGCCGGACUCCGGGUCUUGCUCAAGACAGGUGAAGAGGAUUCCGUCGUAGCUUCCUGAGAGAAUGACACCCGCCGUCUCCGCGGCCGGAGCUUCGCUUUGGCUCCUUUUCCUCCUGCCUUGGGCCGCGGCGCCUUCCAAACUCAACAUCCCUAAAGUGUUGUUGCCGUUCUCUCGGAGCGCAAGGAUUAACUUCACUCUGGAGGCAAGCGAAGGCUGCUACCGUUGGUCUUCCACCAGACCAGAAGUUGCUAGCAUAGAUGCUAUAGAACAAGAUAACCAUCAGUGUUCACAGAAAGCUAUUAUUCAAGCCAAAUCAUCACAAAUAACACGGCUCACAAGUAUUAUUUUGGCUGAAGAUGUUUUUACUGGCCAGGUCCUUCGCUGUGAUGCUAUAGUUGAUGUUAUUCAUACUAUUCACAUAGUAUCUACAACAAAGGAAUUAUAUCUUGAAGAUUCACCACUGCAGCUGAAAAUUCAAGCCCGAGAUUCUGAAGGAAACACUUUUAGCACAUUGGCAGGACUUGCUUUUGAGUGGACCAUUGUGAAAACGUCUGCAACUAAUGAAUUCUCAGAUUUCCAUAAUGCACUACAAAUUUUGAAAUUUUCUGAAUCAACAUAUAUACCACCUUCAUAUAUAUUAGAGAUGGAGAAAGUUGCAAAACAAGGAGAUAUUGUUUUAGUAUCUGGAAUGAAAACAGGGAGUUCAAAACUCAAAGCAAGAAUAGAGGAAACUGUGUAUAAGAAUGUGCCUGGAGCUGAAGUCAGAUUGUUUAUUUUGGAAAACAUCAUUUUAAAUCCUGCUUAUGAUGUCUACCUACUGGUAGGAAUGUCAGUACAAUAUAAAGUCAUGAAAAUUAGGCGAGGGAAAAUGACAGAACUAAUCAAGCAUUCUGAUCAGUAUGAGCUGCAACUUCAGAAUAGCACUCUCAGCCCUGGAGGAGAUGCAGCCUGGCCAGUUGCCAGAUUGGAUCAGGCAACAUGCACAGUUACUGCAUUGCAGCGGGGACAGGCAAAUCUUGUACUUUCCCACAAAAGUGUGUCUAUGCAAGGGGCUUCUAAAUUACCAAAUGGCACCAUUUUUGUUGUGGACCCAGGAUACCUAGGAUUUUCAAUUCAUCCUGGUGAGAGAUGGGUGCUGGAAACUGAGAGGUUCUAUGAAAUCACUAUUGAAGUGUAUGACAAAUCAAGCAAUAAGGUGUAUUUAUCUGAGAACAUCAGAAUUGAUAUGUACUUCCCAAAAGAAUAUAUUGAAGUUAUACAGUCCUCUUUGAAUGGUUCAUAUCACUAUGUAAAAGCAAUAAAAGAAGGACAUAUCAUUCUUAGUGCUAAACUAACAUCUAUUGUAGAUCAGGAUGGAGGUGUUCACACAUUUUCGGUCCCUGCACAAAAUCAACAAGAAGUAGAUAUCUAUGCUCCCAUUAUUCUUCAACCAAGCAUUUUGACUUUUCCGUGGCAAGCAAAAGCAGGAGCCUAUCAGUACAGAAUCUUGGCUUAUGGUGGGAGUGGAAAUUUUACUUGGACCUCAUCUCAGCAAAAUGUUGCUUCCAUUACAAUUAAAGGAGUAAUGACAACUGGGAAUGAAAUUGGUGUCAGUGUCAUUCAUGCCAGAGAUGUUCAGAAUCCUUUACACCAUGGGGAAAUGAAGGUCUAUGUGAUAGAACCCAGUGAUAUGAAGUUCACACCUUGUCCAGUUGAAGCACAUGUGGGCGAGACCUUGGACCUGCCUCUGAAGAUUAUUGGUGUAAUGAACAAGGAAACCAAUGAGGUGGUCACUUUAAGUGAUUGCUCACAAUUUGAUUUAGCUGUCAACAUUGAAAACCACGAUGUGUUCAGUCCGUUUCAAGGGAGACUUAAGCCAACUCCUGAAUACUGCAGUGGGAUCAGAGUUAAAGCUGAAACUCAAGGGUAUUCCUCACUUGUUGUUAGUUAUACCCAUGACCAUAUUCACCUCAGUGCCAGUAUUACCAUAGCAGCCUAUCUACCAAUAAAAAUUAUUGAUCCUAUUUCUGCUGCUUUGGUAACUUUGGGUUCUUCUAAAGAUAUCCUCUUUGAAGGUGGACCCAGACCAUGGAUUCAAGAACCAACUAAGUUCUUCAGAGAUACCAAUACAGAACAUCCAGAGAAUGUUGGCUUACAUUUACUAGGACCACCUACAUCUAGGAAUUCUUUCCAGCAUUGGGCUAGAGCAACUUGUAAAGCCCUCGGGGAUCAUGUAAUUUCACUGACAAUUGGCAACAAGCCCACUGUAACCAACCCUUUUCCAGCUGUUGAGUCAGCUGAUGUGACAUUGAUUUGUGCCACUCCUUCUCGGUUUUCCUUGGCACUUGUAUCUGCAGCUCCUGAGAUGGAUGUUUCCUGUCCCUUCCUUCAUCAGGACAAACAAGGGGUCCCCAUUUCAAUUUUCCGCAACCCAGUAUUGGAGCUAGACGUUUAUGAUCAUCAGGGGAAUAAAUUUGACAAUUUUAGUUCUCUUACUAUAACCUGGGAAUCAACAGACCAUUUACUAGCUAGCAUAGAGGCCAGGAUGCCUAUGGAAUUGUCUAUGAAAGAUCAUGGAAACAGUCAGAAGAAAAUGCAAGGUCUGCAAACUGUUUUAGUUCAUCAUAAACCAGGAGCAACAAUAAUAUCAGCUACCGCAGUUGGCUAUCAGCUUACCCAUUUGAUUACUAAUGAAGUAAAGAAACCGUAUCAAGCUCUUUUACCUGUAAAUGCAGGUAUUAAACUAAUACUUGUGGAAGAUGUUAAAAUGAAUCCUAAAGAAGUGACUAUUUAUAAUCAUCAGGCAGUUAAGGCCGAACUGAUUAUUAAUGGGGGCUCUGGAUAUUUUUUUAUUAAUACUAGCGUUGUUGACAUUGUUAAAAUAGUAUAUGAAGAAGGUAAAGACAUCGCUCUGAUAUAUCCCUUAUAUCCAGGGUCAGUAUCUGUAAUGAUACAUGACUUGUGUCUUGCAUCUUCCACCAUUGCUAAAACUGAUGUGUAUGUUUCUAAUAUACAAGGAGUAUAUGUUGGAAUUGUUGAUAAGGUAGAAAUUGGCAAAAGUGUUAAAGCCUAUGUCAGAGUGCUGGAUGCUUCGAAGAAAUACUUUCACAGUAAAAACUUCAAAUUCAUGAACUUAACUCUAAGAGCAGCAUCUCAGAUUAUUUCCUUAAAAGCCCUUGGUGAAACUUCUGAUGAAUACACAGCUGUUUUUCUUGUGCAAGGCAUGGCCAUAGGUCAAACCAGUGUUACAGGAGUUGUCACUGACAGAUAUGGUGAAAAGAUCUAUUCGGUUCCACAGCAGAUUGAAGUAUUUCCUCCUUUUAAAUUGAUACCAAAAAAAGUCACCUUACUCAUAGGUGCAGUGAUUCAAAUUACUUCGGAGGGAGGGCCACAGCCUCAGUUCAACAUCAUCUUUUCCAUCCAUGAUCCCAGCAUUGCUUCCGUAAACAACAGUGGCUUUAUAACUGGCAAAGCAGUGGGCAACAGUACCAUACUGGGAAUGGUUCAAGCAGUUCACACAGAAGCUGGCAAGGUUGUGGUUGCAUCCCAGGAUGAAGUUGAAGUUGAGGUAAUUCAGCUUGAAGCUGUCAGAAUCCACGUGCCUAUUACUCGAAUGAAAACUGGAACUCAGAUGCCGGUAUAUGUGAUGGGCAUCACUAGCAAUCAGACCCCUUUUUCAUUUGGAAAUGCGGUGCCAGGCUUAUGGUUUUAUUGGUCUGUCACUACGAGGGAUAUCUUGGAUGUCAAGUCAAGAUUCAGUGAGGCUUCCCUUCAGCUUUCAGUGGAAAAUAAGUUUGCGGUGGAUGUUUAUGGGAAAGGGAAAGGGAAAACGGGGCUGAAGGUUGUUGUAAAAGUCCUGGAUCCUUCAGCUGGACAGUUCUCUCACAUGGCAAAAGAAUUGACAGAUGAAAUUCAAAUACAGGUAUUUGAGAAACUAGUUAUUCUGGGAAUAGAAGUAGGGCAGAUAUUAAUGUCAACAAACUCCUUUUUUAAAGUUCAAACAAACAGGGAUGGAGCUGCUUCUCUAACUUACCGUGUACUGGAUAGUCAAGACAAGGUUCCUGUGGUAGAAAUUGAUGAAAGUGGUCAUCUUAGUUCUCAUUCUCACAUUGGACUAUCAACAAUAGAAAUAAUUUCCCAAGAAUCAUUUGGAAUCAACCAGACCCUUGUUGUUGCUGUCAAGGUAGCUCCUAUUUCCUACCUGAGAAUAUCCAUGAACCCAAUUUUCCAUACAAAAAAUCAUGAACCUUUACUGGCAUUACCAUUGGGCAUCACUCUGAGUUUGACUAUCCACUUCCAUGACAAUUAUGGAAAUACUUUCCACUCACAAAAUUCCAUGCUUCACUUUGCAGUCAACAGGGAUGAUUUUUUACAGGUUGGGAAAGGGACUUCUAACAAUACUUUGGUACUUCGAACAAUGAAUGUUGGACUAAGUUUGCUUAAGGUUUGGGAUGCGGAACACAAUAUUGCAGACUAUGUCCCUCUUCCUGUCCAACAUGCCAUCUCCCCUGAGCUCACCAAUAUUAUUGUAGGUGAUGUCAUAUGUUUAACCUCCUCACUGGUAAACCAAGAUGGUUCAUCAGGAACAUGGAGUUCUUCUUCAAACAGUAUUCUUCAGAUUGAUUCAAAAGCCGGAGUGGCUGUAGCAAGGAACUCUGGAAGUGUUAUAAUAUAUUAUGAUGUAUCUGGGUUAUGUAAGACAAAUAGGGAGGUGUUAAUUAACGAACCUAAAAGGAUUAUGGUAACACACAUAAGUGGAAUGAAAACAAAUCUUCAGGAUACUUCAAAAGUUAUACUUCAAAUUGGAGAUAGAAGUAAAAAUUUGAAAGGAGAAUGUUCAAGUGCCCAAAAGGAAGUAAUUGAAAAAAUGAAACCCCAGUCUAUGAUCAGCUGUCAGCUUAAUUUCAACAACGAUGUAUUUGAUUUCCAAGCUUCUGAAAUUGUUGCAGCUGAACCCAUGUUUGAUACAGCUUUAGGUGAGAUCCAGCUCACCUCUGGUGGUGGUUUUAGAGAAAGACAGAUCCUAUGGCUUGCCUAGUUAUGUAACCUACACUGUGAGUUUAUCAGACCCAGAAAUUGCAAGUAAAACAAAUUUAAAUGCUGUACUUACUAUAUCCAGCACAAUGACAGACCAGUCUCUUACUAUCCCUGUGACAGUUACUUACGCG
Ahaetulla prasina is the source of this 9140-nucleotide messenger RNA. RefSeq names its product nucleoporin 210 (gene NUP210). The record is from RefSeq and is a predicted model, not a curated record. Gene Ontology annotation, cellular component: nuclear pore. The transcript is spliced from 36 exons. Lineage: Eukaryota; Metazoa; Chordata; Lepidosauria; Squamata; Colubridae. The coding region runs from base 4055 to 9010 and encodes 1651 amino acids.